This is a messenger RNA of Helicoverpa armigera (cotton bollworm), 5280 nucleotides long. It is a transcript of the gene Trim9, whose product is annotated as E3 ubiquitin-protein ligase TRIM9. Gene Ontology annotation, molecular function: protein binding; zinc ion binding. The record is from RefSeq and is a predicted model, not a curated record. The coding region runs from base 213 to 2219 and encodes 668 amino acids. Lineage: Eukaryota; Metazoa; Arthropoda; Insecta; Lepidoptera; Noctuidae. The transcript has 10 exons. Gene Ontology annotation, cellular component: neuron projection. Gene Ontology annotation, biological process: axon guidance.
GCUAAAUAAAAAAGUUAUGUAUUCUUAUCUGUGGUGUAGUGUUGCAAAUGAAAUGCAAUGCAUGUUGCGUUAUUUUUUUUAUUAAUUUUAUUUAUUUUUCAAUAACAUGCAUACAAAUAAGUUAAACAAUGUUUUGUAUUAAACAAGAAUAUGUGAAGUGUAAUUAAAUUUAUUGUCAAAGUGGGUUUAAGCUUAACUCCAAUUAGAACAAAAUGGAAGAAGAGAUAAGAUGUUUUGUUUGUAAAGAAUUCUACAGGGAACCAGUCUUAUUACCUUGCGGGCAUGCACUUUGUAGAGUUUGUGCGGUAAAUUUACAAACCCACAUUCAUGAAGGAGAUAAUCCAGCAGCCUCUAACGAUUAUCAAGAAGCGGACAAAGCCUCGGUGUCUAGCGAAACUGACAGUGGAGUUGUAUGUGGAUCAAGGCCUAAUAGUUACGCAGGAACUCCGGCUGCGCCCGCGUAUUCGAGCGCAGCGUUUACAAUAACAUGCCCAUCCUGCAGUAAGUUAGUUUACCUAGACGAUAAUGGGGCUGAGGGUCUUCCACCGUUUCGCGUUAUGCGAACUAUUGUUGAGCGGUUCGGGGGUGUCACGGGAGCGCCGCCGGCUGAGGAGGCAUGUCAGAUGUGCGAGGGUGAGAGGCGUGCGGCCGUGGUGCGGUGCGAGCAAUGCUCGGUGCGGUACUGCGCCGGCUGCCGCGACGCCUGGCACCCCACUCGCGGCCCACUGGCGCAGCACGAGCUGCGGCCGCUGGGCACCACAUGCGCUGAUCACGGCUCGCCCCCCGUCCUCUACUGCAACACUUGCCUGGUACCCAUCUGUCAGCGCUGCCUAGCUGAGAGGCACUCCACCCAUGAAACACAAGCAUUGUCAAUUGCUGCCAGAGCUCAUAAGACUGAAUUAUCACAAUCACUGCAACAUCUAUCUGAACAAGCCAAAGCCAUGACAGAGUAUAUACAAAUAGUUAAAGGAACAGGUGAUAAAAUUAAUGAAUCAUGCGAAGAGUUAGAGAAACAAAUAGAUCAAACUUGUGCUGAAGUAACCCGUGCCAUAGAGAGGAGACGAGAUGAGUUGAUCCGAGCAGCUCGUAACACAAGGUCUCAAGCCAUAACCAACAUGCGCUCACUUACAUCACAUGCAGCCCAGAAACUGAGAGAAGCAACAGCCCUGCUACACUUCUCUAUUGAAGCUUUAAAAGAAUCUGAUCAUGCAGCUUUUCUACAGGUGGGCAGCAUACUGACGGCGCGUGCUCAAGAAACUGCGUCCAACCUAUGUUCGUCGCUGGACUCCCCGCCCGCGGCGCCCGCGCUCACGCUCGACGUCGAGCCAGUGUUACGUACCGUCCGCAGUAUGAACUUCGUGGAAUGCAUACCUGCUGAAUGUCUUAUGGCGACAUCAGCGCCGGGUGCGCCGGAGAUGGCGGUGGAGGCGUGCGCGGCGCGCGGCUGCUCGUGCACGCUGGCGUGGCGCGCGCCCGCGCAGCCGCACGCCGUGCGCGGGUACGUGCUCGAGCUCGACGACGGACUCGGCGGACCAUUCCGGGAAGUGUAUUGCGGCCGGGAGACGGUUUGUACAAUAGACGGGCUGCACUAUGCGUCGCUAUACAGCGCUCGAGUGAAGGCUUUCAAUGGCGCCGGCGAGGGACCCUACAGUGAAGUCAUUGGACUACAAACUUCUCCAGUGGCAUGGUUCACAUGGGACGCUCGUUGCGCGGACGCGGAGGGCGGCGUGACGCUCGGCGCGGGAGGCCUGAGUGCGGCGGCGACGGGUUGGCAGCCGCGAGUCGCUCUCGCAGACCAGCCCCUGGCCCGCGGCCUGCACUACUGGCGUCUUCGCAUCGACCGCUAUGAUGGUGAUGCUGAUCCUGCUUUUGGAAUUGCGAGGGCUGAUGUUGCUAGGGAUAAGAUGCUCGGCAGUGACGCGCUGGGCUGGGCGAUGUACAUCGACGGGGCGCGGUCGUGGUUCGUGCACGGCGGCGCGCACGGCGGGCGCGCGGCGGGCGGCAUCGCGCGCGGCGCCAGCGUCGGCGUGCUGCUCGACCUCGCGCGCGGCACGCUGCGCUUCACCGUCGACGACCGUCCGCAGGGUGAUAUAGCUUUCACGGGGCUUCGCGGCGCGUUCUACCCGGCAGUGUCGUUGAAUCGCGGCGUCGCCGUGACACUUCAGCCCGGACUCACGCCGCCUCCAGAACUGCUGAUGUCGCAGCUCGCCAUCGAAUGAGCGACACCAGUCACGAGCCGGAUCCUCCCAUCACCCGAACCCGAGGUUAUCCGAUGUUUGCCGAAGUGCUCUAAAAUAUACAUACAACCCGUGCCGAUAAAGAAUGGGAUUAGAAAUGGCGGCUCAUUGAGCUGGGAGCGUCAGCAUAAAAAUACAAUAACAAUAAAAACUAAUAACUGAAUAACGUUAAAAAUAUCGUUACCGUUAAAAGUGUUUCGUUAUUUCAUGAAUUAAAAUAAAGCUUAUGUUAGUUAAAUUUGUGAUCGUUUUGAGACUACAUUACGUAGGUACACACAUUGUCAACAAAACCAUUACCUGAAUCGCGGAGAGGGUAAGGUUGGAUAUAAACUAUUUUCGCUUCAUAACUUUAAAUAAUCUCAAAUAUCCAUACUAAUAUUAUAAAUGUGUAAGUAACUCUGUCUCUCUGUCUGUCUUUCACGCUAAACCACUGAACCGAUUUUUAUGAAAUUUGGUAUGGAGAAUAUGGAGAUAGCUUGAAUCCCAAGGCCUUCCUUGGGCUUAGGCUAAUUUACUACUACAUAUGCUACUUUUUAUUCGACUUCGACUUUCUACGCAUUCGCAACAUUCACGUGGGCAAAGGCUAGUUUUGAAAUAAAAGGAUGUAAUAAAUAUAAUUUAGUUUAUUUCCAGUAAAAUUUCACAUCAUGCUGGUGCCGGCAAUUACCGUAUCAAUAUCACUAAAGGGGGGGAACGCAUAAUCAAAGUCGUUAUUUUUUUGUCAGUCGGUACCAAAGAGUGUGAGUAUAGACGGAAAUAAUGUGCGAGCGAGAAGUGAAUAGAUGCGCCGCCAUUUCUAAUCCCAUUCUUUAUCGGCACGGGUAGUACGUAAAGAGCCACCGAGUGACAACGACACAAGUAAAAGAAGUUCUUAUUCUUUCUUCUUCUCAUUCUUGGAAUGUCUUAAAAUGACAUCAAAUUAGCAGCUCUGUAACGAAUAGGCAAGUCGGUGGCUCUCUAAGAUAAUACAAAUAAUAUUGGACAAUAUGAACUAAGUCCGUUUCCUCGUACAAUUAGACUUAUAUACCGCCCGAGGCGACUACGUAACAUGUUUGUUUGGUAGGAUAUAUAAAUAACUAAACCCAGUUGUACUUACUGUUAUCGACAGAUUAGCGCCGCCUUUAUUUAUUAGUCCGCAGUGGUGACUUCCUUUGUGAUCAGCAAGUACAGUUUAUAACGUCGACGAACUUAAUUUACGCACAUUAUUUUUAUAACAUAGAUAAUUAUCUAAUUUAACUUAAUUUUUUUACACAGUAUAUUGUUUGUGCCGUUUUGGUUUACGAAACUAUGUAACUCGCCUAUUUACAAUACGCAAUAGAAUAACGAAUUUACAUUUAUUGUCAUUAUAUAAAUAUUUUAUAAUGGCCCCCAUAGAAGUAAGAGGCGUUUAAAACUAACAUAAUAUAUUUUAAUGUCUUUAGAUAGGUAUAGAAAUUGGAUUGUGUGAGAUUUUGCUUUCUUGAUUGCCUUUUCUCGAAACUGAAUGCCAUAUAACGCUAAGAUUGUGUCCAUAAAUGAAGUAUGUGUGUAAAAUACUUCAUAAUAAGAAAAUAAUUAACUUGUACUUAUUAACCACAAUUUGAUCUCUUGAAUAUGAACCUUUUAUUAGUCAUGAACUAUGAACAAAUUAAUGUGUAACAUAAUUACAAAAACAUGCGCAAAACAUGACAUUGCAGUUAGGUAUGAAUAUUCCCUAUUUAUAAGUUUAAAAGUUUUUGUGUUCUUAUUUUAUUUAAUGUCUGAUUAACAAAGUUAUACAUUUAUGUAAGAUCAGGGGACCUGAAGUGUAACUAAUAUUCCAUUACCCACCAGAAUUGUCCGUCAACCGAUAAUAUUUGCUAUUUGUUAGGCAGCUUUAUUUGUAUUUGAUUUACCUAGAUUACUUUUACUGUGAAAACAAUAUUUCACUUUAAUUUAGCAAAUUCGUCAGUGUCACUGUCAUGGUCUGCGGUUGGUAGGCAGUAGCAGUAGUAAGAUGUUAUUAAUCCACUUAAAAAAUACCAAUAAUUAUAUUCAAUCGAUAUGUGCCAUAAAAAUGUAUUUACAUACAUUUUCAAACUCGCGGAAUCUGUCAAAAGCGCCGAACGCAGUGAACGCUAUCUCUGUGGAAUAGACGUCGUUUGUGUUAUGAUGAAAAACGCUGAUCAUUUCGGUCGAAGGUCGAAUGAUCACAAGGAAGAUCAAUGUCUCGACAUCAGAGUCUCAGAAGGCAGGUUUGGAUUUGGAAUUGAAUUUGGAUGCACAGGUAACAAUCUGUCCGGUCGUUAUGAACGGUCUCCCGCCAACUCGCGUAGACCAUGGGAAUGUCACUAAUGAAUUUGCCAAUAAACUAUGUGUUCAAAAUUGUACUAUUAUUAUUUCUUCGUUUUUAAUGUAAAUAAAUAGGUAUAAAUAUUAUAUUAUUAAAUUAUUUGCAGAACGUCAGGUAGCCAUUCUGAUAUACUAACGCGCUCUGUCUUUAAAUUGACAUAGGACACAUAAGCCGCAGAUGAAAAACACCCUAUCGCUUUAUGUUUAGUAUAAAGAGGAAGAACAGCGAUAACAUGUAUAAGAUAAUGGCUAAUUAGGUUUCAUUUUUUCUGAAAAUAUUACGGUAAAAACUGAAAUACACAACGGCUAUCCCAGUUAAAUACAGUAUUUAAUUAAACUUAACACUGCCCAGAGUUAUAUUUUUUAUUUGGUUUUUGUUUGGCUGCUAAGCGCUUGGUAGUGUCCUUAUUUUUAAUUUUAUCUAUUUAACUUUACAUCUUAGAUGCAAAUAAAUAUUUCAACUUGUAUGAAAAAUAUAUAUUUAUUCGAAGUUCGAUUGCAAAGCACGGGCGUCUACGAGAAACAACAUAUCUAAUAGAACGUGUAAUAUAUUUAAUUUCCACACAUUCAGUUUGUAUCAUACGAAUAUUAACAGGUUAAAAUAUCAAUUUACGACGUAAAUAAUCAUAGAAUAAUAAAACGGUUAUUGAAAUGAAACUGCUGAUUUAAUUACAUGAACUGUAUAAUGUACUUAAUUAUGACUGAUUUUCAUUAAAUACUUUUAUUACACAUC